UUCUCGUUCGGUUGGCGGCCAUUGUUCCGCGGUGCAAUUUUAUAGACCUAAAUCACUGUCAAAACGUGUUAAUUCACUCUAAAAGUUAGUGCAAAGUGUAGCUUAAGCAAAAGUUUUAAACAAAAGUAUAUAUUUUCGAAGUUUGAUUCACUGUACCAAUGAUGAGCCGCGGUGGAAGAGGGUAUCCUCGUGGAGGUGGUACCCGAGGCGGGAGCUCGUACAGGGGUGGCGGUGGUUAUCGCGGAUCUGAUCAUAGCAGUAGCUACAACGGUCGGGACGGAUCACGUAACAGGUAUAGCGGAGGAGGCGGUGGAUCGUACGAUUCCCGCUCAUCGCGCUACGACAGUAAUCGGUAUUCCCGACAGGAUAAUCGUCCGGAGGGAACCUAUAAACGGAACGACUCCUAUAAGCAAGAUUCUCGGGAUCGUCGUUCACCGGAUCGCAAACGGCCACGCACGGAUCAUACAGCACAGGGAGGUCGUCGUGAUUACAGUACAGGUGGUGGUGGUAGCGGAGAUUAUCACCGUCGGGAUAGCAGCGGUGGCGGCCGCGGAGGCUCAUCCAGCCGGUAUCAUGAUAGCGGCAGCUCAUCCUACGAUAAACGUGGCAAUGAUCAUCAUUCAUCAGCAGGAGGUGGUGGCGGGGCUGGAAGCCGUGAUCGAUUCGAUAAUCGAAGCAGCAGUCGUGGACGAGGCAUUAGCAGCGCCGACAGAUCCAGAGAACCGAUGGGACCACCACGAUCGGUUGGUCCACGCAGCAGCAUUGGCCAGAGACCGCCCAUGAGGACUUCGAUGGGAACGCGGCCCAUGUCGUCGAUCUCGACAUACCGUCGAGGAACAAUGCGUGGUAGGAUUAAUAGUCAUUUCAGGAACGAUGGACGUCGGGGUAUGGUGACCAGCCGUUUCAACAACCGUCGUGAUCUGCGUGGAGCUCUUCCUUUGCGCCGUCGUUUUACCACUAUUCGUCAGCGGGAUGGUGGUCGCAUCGGGAUUGGAAAAGGAAUCGAUACAACACGAGUGUCCAGAAAGGCUCUCAUCAAGCGUGCACUCGAAGCCGCUAAGGAUCUGGAUGAUGAUCAUACAACAGAAAAUGAAGGAGACGACGACGAUGAGGACGUAGACGAUGAUAAGGACACCACAGGGGCUGAAGGCAAUGACAGCAAAAAGGAGCUGAAGGAAGGUGAAGAAGAUGAUGGAGAUAAAACGGAGAAGGAGGAAGAAGACGAGGAGGAAGACGAUGACGCUGAUAAGAAAACUGAAAAAGGUGAAGAUGAAAAGGAAGGCGAUGAAAAGGCCGACGAGUCUAAGGAUGGGGAAGAUGCUGAUGGUGAGAAAAAAGAGGGUACGGUCAGCCCUAAAAAAACUGUCAAAAAAUCGGUAUCUAAAACUGGCGAGAAGGCCGACGAAAAAGGUGUCGAGAAAAAGAAAAAGGAUACAAAAAUCACAACAAAAUAUCGAUCGUCAUCCUACAUCAAACUUAUCUGUUGCCAUUGUUCAACAAACUGUGUUACGUUUAAAGAAUAUCAUACGCAUCUGUUCCGUGGUUUGCACCGUGCAGCUAUGCGUCGCCUGGCUGGUAAAACUCGCGAUAAACUGAUGGAGAUGCGUCAGGCUCAACGUGUUGCCCAGAAGGAGGCCGAUCAGAGCACCGAAGAUGGUGGUGAGCAGAAGUCUUCUUACUGUGUACUUUGUCAGUUGAACUUCCGGCAGCCGAAGGCAGUACAUCAAAAAUCGGAUGGUCACAAAGAAAUGAAACGUUUUCUGAUGCCUUACUGUGCGACUUGCAAGAUUGGCUUCAAGAGCCCGAUGGCUUAUGAGGCACAUCGUGCUUCGUUAGAGCAUCUCAAGCUCAAAGCUCGCUACGAGCGUUACUCCAACAAGGAAGAGUCUGGCGAGGAUGGUGACGCCGAGCUCCGUUUGGAGAACUUUAUGACUGUGGAUGAAGUUGGAAAUGUUGAUGAACCGGCUGAUUGCAGCAAAGAGAGCACUUCAACACCGAAGAAAAGUGGAUUGACCGAGAACAGCUCCACUGGCCGACCAGGAACAGAUGAGGAGGAAGGCGACAGUGACGACGUUGACGAGGACACUGUUAUUGGAUCUGAACACGUUAAGAAAGUAGAAGUACAGUAUUGUGAUUUGUGCAACAUGUAUCUACCCCGUCGAGAAGAUCCCGAGAAGGUUCUACGAAUGCAUUGCAAGACUCGUUCACAUCUCCGAGUUUAUAUUCGCAAUCGUGAGGAUAAGAAAUUGAGAGAGCGAGCCGAGCGGAUUCAUAAGAAGAAGCUUUCGGAUGCUAAAACGAAACAAGAUGCCAAGAAAGACGCUUCUGAGGCGGAUACCAGUGAGACACAGGAUGUUAAAACAGAAAAGAAACCAGGCGAAGAGGGCGCAAACAAGGACACGACAACCGAUGAUCAGAUGUGGGAAGUUGUUGAUAAUGAUCUUGGCGAUUUACUGCGAGAAGUAAGCGGACCAGCUGAGGAUGGCGAGGAAGAGGAAGAUGACGAGAAAACCAGCUCAGAAAGAUACGAUAAAUUCAGACACACCGAAAAGAAUGGAUUAGAUAAAAACAUUCAUGAUAAUGCUGUUGAUGAGGAGGAUGCUUCCAACGCGGACAAGAAAGUAGGUGUGAAGAAAGCCACAAACGGCGAAGCAAACUGUGCAGACAAAGAAAUCAAGGUUGAAGCUUAAAAGUGACAAUUUUUACAGAAAUUUAUUGCAACCAGUAUCCAAACCGUAUUGGAUUGAUACGAAGAAGGUAGAAUUAAAUACCUUCACAUAUUUUAACUGUCAAACAUACCUUACUAAAUAGACUUUAGGAUCAGUGAACUGCUACACAUAGACAGUUAUAAACUUAAAGUAAUAAUAGCGAUUCGAAAUAACUAUCCAGCAAAAAUAAAUGCUAAAAUAAAA
This is a messenger RNA of Malaya genurostris, 2912 nucleotides long. It is a transcript of the gene Ciz1, whose product is annotated as ABC transporter F family member 4. The record is from RefSeq and is a predicted model, not a curated record. Lineage: Eukaryota; Metazoa; Arthropoda; Insecta; Diptera; Culicidae. The transcript has 7 exons. The coding region runs from base 159 to 2690 and encodes 843 amino acids.